UAAAAUUUUCCCCGCUAUAUUGGACAUAAUUGAAAAAUCGUGAUCAAAAAUUAAAAUUCCUUUCAGUGAAAAGACCACAGCAAAUAGUAUACUCUUUAUUCACGGGUUGCGUCAUCAAAUCUCAAAACGAGGCUCGGAACGCAAACAAGAUGGCGAGUAACACAAGUACAUGCAGUACCGGUACGGCUUAUCACUGUUGUGUCCCGCUUUGCAACAACGAUUCCCGUUAUGACCUCAAGAGGGAAUUGUCCUUCCACAAAUUCCCAUCGGAUAAGAUCAAAAGGAAGGAAUGGAUUAUUAAAAUUCGGAGGGAUAUAGGGGAAAACUUCAGAAUAUCAGAUGCAACAAGGGUUUGUUCAGCCCACUUUCUUCCAACUGAAGUACGGCGGUCAUUGAAUGGAAUACGGUCUUUAAAACCAGGGAGUGUACCAAACAUAUUUGUUUGGAAUUCACCAGUUAAACGGAUCAGGCCACUUAGAAGAUCAUUGAAAAACAUGUCACCAGUACGAUCUGCAGAGGAUAACAAUUGCAGUAUUGAGGAAGAGCCAGAAUUAUCGUCUUGUUUUGUGGAUCAGACUGGAUUAACACCACCUGUCUCAAAUGACCAUGAUUACAGUGUCCAUACUACAACCAAGGACCAACUUCAGGCAGCCCAAGAGGAAAUUAAGGAUUUACAGGAAAAGCUUGUAGCAGUAGAAAGGAGACUUUUUUCUGUAGAACGAUUCACCACAGAUCCCCAGUUGAUUAACUUUUACACUGGUUUUAAAAAUUAUGAAACCUUAAAAUGUUUGUUUAUUGCUCUUCAGCCAACAGCAGAAACAAUGAUCAGGUGGACGCAAAUGCAGAGACAUUCCUCAAAUGUGGAAAACAUGAAGUUAAAUGCUAUCCGUAAUGAAGCAUUGCCACUAAUUGAUCAGUUUUUUAUGUUCCUAUGUAGAGUUCGUCAGGGUUUUCCAGAAUAGGACUUGGCUGUUAGAUUUAACAUAUCUCAGUCUUCAGUGAGUAGAAUUUUAAUAAAUUGGGCAAAUUAUUUGUAUACAAUGCUUGGUAGUUUACCUUUAUGGCCACCUCGUUGUGUGGUUGACAGUAACAUGCCAAAAUGUUUUCAAGAAACUUAUCCUCAUGUUAGAGUGAUUUUGGACUGUACAGAAAUUAAAGUUCAAACUCCUAGCUCAAAAGUAUUAAAUUCUGAAAUGUACUCGAAUUAUAAAAGUCACACAACAUUUAAAAGCUUAAUUGGGAUUACACCUUGUGGUGCUGUUGCAUUUAUUAGUUCAAUGUACACAGGUAACAUUAGUGAUAAAGCUAUUACUGCAUUGUCAGGAAUUUUGGAUUUGUUGGAGCCUAAUGACCAAGUCAUGGCUGAUAAAGGGUUUUUGAUUGAGGACUUAUUAGAGAAAAAACAAGCUUCUUUGGUAAUACCUCCUUUUCUUGGUGAAAAGGGUAAAUUUUCUGCUUUGGAGGUAGCACUUACGCAUGAAAUAGCACGCCUUCGUAUUCAUGUUGAAAGAGCUAUAAGGCGGAUAAAAGAAUAUCAUAUAUUUGAUGGUGUCAUUCCUCUUAAUUUAGCUUCAUCCAUUAAUCAGAUAUGGACUGUUUGUGCAAUACUAACAAAUUUCAGAGGACCUCUAUUCUAGUUAAAUGUGAUUACGUGCACUAGGAAUCUUAUUAAUGAAAGGUGAAGAUAACGAACAGUGAUCAAUCUCACAACUCCAAUAAUACUGUUUAAUUUUUGACCGAGUUGCACACGUGCAUCUGUCUUAUAGUAUGGUGAAUGGCGGGUGGGCUUCCCUGUAAUAGGUAUCUACUUUGUGCAAUCAACUCCUCUCACAGCUUUUACUUGACAUUUUUCAGACCUUGUACAUUAUAGCUGUUAUAAAAACAUUGAAUAUAUACAUGUGAAAUUCUAAAGUACCUGGGUUUAAAAAAAAAUACAUUUAAUAUGUCAUUUUUACAGAGUGUUUUAUAGAGAUGUCUCUAUGAUGUCUUCAAUGAGUAUUGUCAAUUUGUUAUCAGUACAAUUAUAAACUUAUGAUUGUAUAGCAGUACACGUUUUCAGUGCACAUACAUUUACAUGUGUACAACUUAUUCAUGUGAUAUAAAAUAAAUAUUUGAAGAAAUAAAAA
Molecule: messenger RNA, 2126 nt
Organism: Ostrea edulis (European flat oyster)
Lineage: Eukaryota; Metazoa; Mollusca; Bivalvia; Ostreida; Ostreidae
Product: THAP domain-containing protein 2-like
Exons: 3
Coding region: 150-962 (270 amino acids)
Molecular function (GO): sequence-specific DNA binding
Source: RefSeq, a predicted model, not a curated record